UUGUAGUAUUAUGGAAAUAGUUUUGACCUAGUCAACCUGUGAGAAGGCCUCCUCAGCCCAGUCCUCCCUCCCCAAACUGUCAUGGGCACCCCUGUCUCUGGCCAGGUGGCUGGGGUGCCUGAGACUUGCCCAGGCUUAUACGGACUGCCAGACUGCCCUCGGUGAGCCCUGCAGCUGGUCUUUAAUUCCUGGAUUGGACUCCUGCUGUCACUACUGGUUUGGUUUGCUUGGAAAGAGGUGACCAGGGGUCCAUAUUUAAUUGUUUUGCUUUGAUGUGGCUGGUUUUUUGACAAGUGAAGUUUCUGGCUUUUGGUUCCUUCCAUUUUUAUGAGAAGGGAAUUGAGGAGGUGAAUUCUUGCCAGCUGUGGCCUCAUAACUGCGUCCCACCCUUGCAUGGUCAGGCUGCUGUUUGGUCCUGAGAACACAGCCUGCUGGCGGGUAUCUGUCUGGCGGCCCUUCCUGCCACUUGUUCACAGCUAAGUCAGUUCUGAGCCAGUUUGCCUUUUUGCUUAGUCAGCUCCCAGGCAGCCCUGUCCCUCUGCCCAGACCUGGGGUUGCAGAACGGCUGUGAGAGUGGGCUCUGCAAGUGCUCGCUGGCAGGGACCUGAGCCUUGCAGUCAGCAGGUGCUGAUGAGCCCUGGAAGAGCGUGGAGGUGGCGGAGCUGCUGUGGGUAUGGAGUCAGUGAUGGUCAGUGGUGCAGGCUGGCGUCUCUCUCUGGUAGCAUCAGCAUUGCCCUCUUUGCCACGUGGUUCCUGGCAACACCAAAGCCAGAAAACCUGCAGAAGAACUGGCUUCGGGAAUUUUACCAGGUCGUGCACACACACAAGCCGCACUUCAUGGCCUUGCACUGUCAGGAGUUUGGAGGGAAGAACUACGAGGCCUCCAUGUCCCACGUGGACAAGUUCGUCAAAGAACUAUUGUCGAGUGAUGCGAUGAAAGAAUAUAACAGGGCUCGAGUCUACCUGGACGAAAACUACAAAUCCCAGGAGCACUUCACGGCACUAGGAAGCUUUUAUUUUCUUCAUGAAUCCUUGAAAAACAUCUACCAGUUUGACUUUAAAGCUAAGAAGUAUAGAAAGGUCACUGGCAAAGAGAUCUACUCGGAUACCUUAGAGAGCACGCCCAUGCUGGAGAAGGAGAAGUUUCCACAGGACUACUUCCCCGAGUGCAAAUGGUCAAGAAAAGGCUUCAUCCGGACAAGGUGGUGCAUUGCAGACUGUGCCUUUGACUUGGUGAAUAUCCAUCUUUUCCAUGAUGCUUCCAAUCUGGUCGCCUGGGAAACAAGCCCUUCCGUGUACUCGGGAAUCCGGCACAAGGCACUGGGCUACGUGCUGGACAGAAUCAUCGAUCAGCGAUUCGAGAAGGUUUCCUACUUUGUGUUUGGCGAUUUCAACUUCCGGCUGGAUUCCAAGUCCGUCGUGGAGACGCUCUGCACAAAAGCCACCAUGCAGACGGUCCGGGCCGCCGACACCAAUGAAGUGGUGAAGCUCAUAUUUCGUGAGUCGGACAACGACCGGAAGGUUAUGCUCCAGUUAGAAAAGAAACUCUUCGACUACUUCAACCAGGAGGUUUUCCGAGACAACAACGGCACCGCGCUCCUGGAGUUUGACAAGGAGUUGUCUGUCUUUAAGGACAGACUGUAUGAACUGGACAUCUCGUUCCCUCCCAGCUACCCGUACAGUGAGGAUGCCCGCCAAGGUGAGCAGUACAUGAACACCCGGUGCCCGGCCUGGUGUGACCGCAUCCUCAUGUCCCCGUCUGCCAAGGAGCUGGUGCUGAGGUCGGAGAGCGAGGAGAAGGUUGUCACCUAUGACCACAUUGGGCCCAACGUCUGCAUGGGAGACCACAAGCCCGUGUUCCUGGCCUUCCGAAUCAUGCCCGGGGCAGGUAAACCUCAUGCCCAUGUGCACAAGUGUUGUGUCGUGCAGUGACGUGGUGGGAAGAGAUGCCAGCGCCACGAGAGGACCCUUCGUGAGCCCUCCCUGUAGCCGUGUACCGAAUACGCACUCUUGAAAGCUGCAUCAAGAACCCGCCCAAGCGCCACCUGCUAGACGGCCAGCCCCACACUUCGCUUCAGCCUCCGGACCAUUCCGGAACAGCCUCACAUACCUCACUGUCUCGUCUGUUCAUGUGACAUUAAGUAGAAAUAUUGGUUUUUUUUUUUAAAUAAGUCACAGUCCUGUUGUCAAAACUCUAAUAGACAGCAAAGAGGGUUCAUACCGUAGACUCCGCAGUUUUCAGUUUUUAAUGAUUGUCAGUGGAGGGGCUUCUCCAGCACAGAGACCCCCCCACUGUGUCCAGAGACCCCCUCUGCCAGGUGGAGGUGUGUCCAGGGGCUGGGGAAGCCGAGACGGGCGCUCCCUCUGCCGGCUGGCAGCGUGGCCCUGAGCGUGGCGAGGGCGUCUGUCUCUGCCGAUGCUCCUUCCGCGGCACUGACUCUGCGCCGUGUCACAUGGUUUUUGAAUCACACUGCAGCUGCUUUCCAUUUUUAUAUAUAUAUAAAUACAUAUAAAUAUAUACUUUUUAAAAAUAAUUUAUAAAUCUUACCAAAACUUAUGCUAAAUGUACUUUCCAGUAAGAACGCACAGGAGAGUCCCAUCAGCAGGCGGCAGCACUGGAGUCUAGGAGCUCAGCUGUGUGUCCGUCAACACACAAAUUAGUAAAAACACACUUGGCCUCGCCGUCGUGGGUAAAAUCGGCAGCACUGGAGUCUAGGAGCUCAGCUGUGUGUCCGUCAACACACAAAUUAGUAAAAACACACAUGGCCUCACCAUCAUGGGUAGAAUCGGCCCCACAGCACGUCUGCACUAGCGGCCGUUACUCCCGUGCCGUUCUUCUGUGUAAUAUUAAGAACUGAAUGUGAAGUUUAUAGCUAGCCUGGGUGUACCUUUUAAGAAUUUUGUAAACCGUUUGUCUGUCUUUUGUUACUGUUUUAUGGUGCCAAGUAUUCUACAUUACAACAAUGAUAACAUGGGAGAAAUAGAAAUAGCCUAGUUUGCUUCCAAUAGAAACUGCUUUUAACAUGGGCUGUAUAUAAAAAUAUUAAAGAGAAACAAAACUGUACAUUUCCUCAUCGCUCCGCUACAAACAACCCACGUAAUAACCUUGUUGCCAAUAUUUUUCUCCUAUAGCACUAAGUACAGCAUUAAAAGGUGAUUAGAGAGUCUGUUGAUGAAACACAAAUGUAUGUUUUAUUGAUUUUACUUUAGAACACUACAGAGUUCCUGGACCGGGUGAAGGCAUUAGCUGGGUGUUUGGGAUAAAUACUACCACUGCAAGUGACUGCUGUCCACUGCGGAAUCUGUUCUUGGUAGAAGCACCGGUCCGUGUCCCUGCUGUGGUUGCCACUGUCCGCAGUUCCACACGGAGUCCGCCCCACGGGUUUCAGCUGUUGGUCGUUCUGAGGGCCUUUAGAAGUGACUGGUCUGGUUCCUAAGCAAUAAAAUUGACCGUGGUGAAAAUA
Messenger RNA from Symphalangus syndactylus (siamang), 3464 nucleotides. RefSeq names its product inositol polyphosphate-5-phosphatase A (gene INPP5A). Gene Ontology annotation, biological process: phosphatidylinositol dephosphorylation. The record is from RefSeq and is a predicted model, not a curated record. Lineage: Eukaryota; Metazoa; Chordata; Mammalia; Primates; Hylobatidae. Gene Ontology annotation, molecular function: inositol-polyphosphate 5-phosphatase activity.